This is a messenger RNA of Durio zibethinus, 666 nucleotides long. RefSeq lists its product as uncharacterized. NCBI's taxonomy places the organism in Eukaryota, Viridiplantae, Streptophyta, Magnoliopsida, Malvales, Malvaceae. The record is from RefSeq and is a predicted model, not a curated record.
AUAUAUCCAUAGGGUGGUAAGAAGGAGCUGUAUAGAAAGAGACUGUUGCUUAUUUAACCUCCUUCCUGCUACUUCUUUAACUUUCAAUCUUCUUUCUCUUUCGUUCCAUCUUUCUGCAUAGGAGAGAGACAGAGAGAGAUGGGGAAUUGUCAAGCCAUAGAUGCUGCGGUGUUGGUGAUACAGCAUCCAUGUGGGAGGAUAGAGAGGUUAUAUUGGCCUAUUCCGGCAAGUGAAGUGAUGAGAUUGAAUCCGGGUCACUACGUUUCUCUGAUCAUUCCAUUGCCUGUGUCUGAGGAAGAGAUUAAUCAAGAUGAAAAGACCGUACGUUUCACCCGUGUUAAGCUUCUCCGGCCUAGCGAUACUCUUGCCCUUGGCCAUGCUUAUCGUCUUAUCCCUUCUCAAGAGGUCACGAAGGUUUUGAGGGCAAAAAAACAUGCAAAAAGGCUGCAGCUGGAAUCAAAUGAAAAGUUGCAGCGUGGACAAGAGAACCAAAGUUCAGGACGCGAGUCAGGAGGAAAGUCUAACAAGGAGAAGACCUACCAAGUGAUUAAGCAUGAAAGACAACGCUCAAGGACAACACCUGUGAACACUGCUGCAAUGAGAUCUAAAACAUGGCGGCCCUCAUUACAGAGCAUCUCCGAGGCUGGAAGCCAAUAAUGGUUGUUU